Messenger RNA from Branchiostoma belcheri (Belcher's lancelet), 1041 nucleotides. Its product is annotated as somatostatin receptor type 2-like. The record is from RefSeq and is a predicted model, not a curated record. Lineage: Eukaryota; Metazoa; Chordata; Leptocardii; Amphioxiformes; Branchiostomatidae. Gene Ontology annotation, cellular component: neuron projection; membrane. Gene Ontology annotation, biological process: neuropeptide signaling pathway. The transcript has a single exon. The coding region runs from base 1 to 1041 and encodes 346 amino acids. Gene Ontology annotation, molecular function: neuropeptide binding; G protein-coupled receptor activity.
AUGGGUGAUUUUCUUCCGAACAUAUCCGGUGAAAACAGAUCUGCAACCUUUGGCAGCUUGAACGUCAGUUACAGUGACUGGCCACUGGAUUCUACCUCUGCUACUGUCGUUGUUUUUGUUUACAUCAGUCAACUAGUGGCCAUCGUAGGAUUCCUCGCAAACCUGUUGGUGUUGUAUAUCAUUAUUAGGUAUCCUGACAUGCGGACGGUUCCUAAUAUUUUCGUUCUCAAUCUGGCUAUAGCGGACGCAUCGUACUGUUGCUCUAUCACGUUUGACACAGUCGCUCAGCUGCACGCGAAUGGCUGGAUAUUUGGCCAUACCAUGUGCGUUGCUGGCUAUAUCAUGUGUUAUGGCAGUUCGUAUUGCAGCGUGUUCUUCCUUACUGCUAUCAGUUUUGAACGGUACAAGGCUAUCACGGACCCGAUCGGACAGCAAGGUGUCUGUGCAAAGAAGGCCUGGAUGACGUGCGCUGCCGUGUGGUGUGCUGCUGCAGUGUCCGUCACGCCAGUGUUCUUAGACCCGGACUUUUUUGUCUACGUCCAAGAAAAUCCUUCAACCGGAGGAAAUCACGUAAAAUCAUCCUGCAAAUUUCUCCACCCGCCCGUUGUGUCCUCGACGUUGUACGGCAAACUGCGUGUUGUAUACAACUUUGCCAUCACGUACGUUUUUCCAACGUGCAUCAUCAUCAACCUGUACGGACUGAUAUGGCGAAAACUUCGGCAGUCGCCGCCGCCAUCUACACAAUGCAGACGCGCGACCAAGUCAAGGAACAAGGUCACCAAGAUGGUUGCCGCUGUUGUUAGCUUUUUCGUCGUGGCGUUGUCUCUGUGGCAGAUUAAUACACUUCUGCUAGAGUUCAAGUUGGUGAACCAGAUUCCCGAGGCUUUGUUUGAACUCGGUUUGCUUCUGUAUGUCACGAACUCGGCCAUAAACCCAGUCUUUUACGCUUUAUUGGGUGAAAGAUUUGGCUCAUAUGUUCGAAAGAUAAUGUGUUGCCGGCACAUUGGCAGAAAUGACUUGCGCUUAGCUCAAAACGUCUAG